AUGAAAGAAGAUGACUGGAACGCUGUUAUCCAAACCAAUUUGUCAGCGGUGUUUCAAGUGAGUAAAGCGGCCAUUAAAGUGAUGAUGAAGCAGCGUUAUGGUCGCAUUGAGGGCUCGAUGGAAAAUAUUGAACAGCGCGUGAAACAAAUCAUUUCUCAACAAUUAGGCAAAGAUUUAGCUGAAGUGAAAAACGAAGCAUCUUUUGUUAAUGAUUUGGGUGCUGAUUCGCUAGAUACCGUUGAAUUGGUCAUGGCUUUAGAAGAUGAGUUUGGUAUUGAAAUUCCAGACGAGGAAGCAGAAAAAGUGACGACGGUUCAAUCGGCUAUUGACUAUGUGACCAAUAAUGCAAAAGCGUAG
This is a messenger RNA of Darwinula stevensoni, 357 nucleotides long. The record is from the annotation of a GenBank genome assembly. Lineage: Eukaryota; Metazoa; Arthropoda; Ostracoda; Podocopida; Darwinulidae.